AGUAACGCCCUUUUACUAACUGGGCACGCCUGGCAGAGAAGAAUCUGCCAUUUUCCACCAAAUACCAGCAUUUAGGACGCCAUUACUAGGUGGUUCAAAAUGGCGGCCAAACAAAGUCUAGGAGACAGUGUAUUUCUAGUGAGGACUUUAGAGAAGAUACUCAACGACAAGGAGACGAAACGAUCUCAACACGCGAAAUUAAAAAAAGCUUGUGAAGACGCCCUUAAGGAACUCAAAGAUGAACAGAAAGAGCUCAAGGCAAAAUCUUCAAGUUCUCCUAUUAAUGCUGACAAGUAUUUCCUUCCUCUUGAGUUAGCUUGUCGCUGUAACGUGUCGAGAAUGGUUAGCACUUCUCUGGACUGUAUACAGAAACUAGUGGCUUAUGGUCUAUUAAAAGGGAACAGUGUUGAUGCAGAUAACAGUGAUAAGCAGCUAAUAGAUAGGAUCAUUGAUACAGUCUGUGGCUGCUUUGUAGGAGUGCAUACAGACGAGGGAGUCCAGCUACAGAUAAUAAAGGCUCUGUUAACAAUACUAACAUCAAAGGAGGUAUCUGUUCACGGCGGUACUGUACUUCAAAGUGUUCGGUGUUGUUACAAUAUCUAUCUCGCUAGUCGUAAUCCAAUCAACCAGACGACUGCUAAAGCUAGUCUAACGCAAAUCAUCAGUACCCUGUUUCAGAACCUGGAAAACGAACAAUCUCUUCAGUCAAUGGCUCGUGACCGCAUGGCCUCCUCCUACCCAACCCCACCCCCAAGCCGCUCGGACAACCAAUCAGAUAUCUCCUUUCAGUCACAUGACCAGCACUCCUCCGAUAUGGGAGACGGAGAGGGCGAGGUGGGGAGGGUCGCUAGAUCACCGGAAGAUGACGAGUUGGUCUCCGUCGCAGCUAAACUGGUUGCUCAAGUCCUGGCAAAGGUCAUUGUGGAGGAGUCGCUUCGUUUGCCGUCAUAUGACUCCGAAAUAACUGACAGAACUAAUUCUCCAUUGGCUAGUUCAGUGAGUAUUGCUAUUAAUGGUGCUGCUAAUGAUGAGACAGAGUCACUUGGUUCUACUAAUGUAUCCGAACUGAGAGACCCUUCGCCACAGCCAUUACAGGGAUCUAAGGAUAAUUUACAGUUUCGACAUGUCCUCCAGAAGGAUUGCUUCCUAGUCUUUAGGACACUUUGUAAAUUAUCAAUGAAACCAAUCAGUGACAUACAUGACCAGAGGUCUCAUGAAUUGCGCUCAAAGCUCGUAAGUCUUGAGCUCUUACACUCUAUCCUAGAGAACUCUGGCCCGGUAUUUCGUACCGACGAGGUUUUUGUGGGCGCCAUAAAGCACCACCUCUGUGUAGCGCUGUCUAAAAACGGCGUCUCUAGUGUACCUGAGGUUUUCGAGCUCUCCCUCUCUAUCUUCCUCGCUCUUUUCUCCUCUUUCAAAGCUCACCUUAAAAUGCAAAUAGAAGUAUUUUUUAAAGAGAUUUUUUUAAACAUUUUGGAGACCUCGACUAGCUCAUUCCGUCACAAGUGGCUAGUGUUACAAGCAUUGACAAGAAUCAGCAGUGAUUCACAGAGUGUAGUGGACAUAUUUCUUAAUUACGACUGUGAUCUCUCCUUAUCUAAUAUUUAUGGCCGUUUAGUGAAUGAUUUGAGUAGAAUAGGCCAGGGCAGACAAGCAGUUGAGCUGGGAGCUACUCCACAACAGGAAAGAAGCAUCAGAGCGAAAGGUUUGGAGUGCCUGAUUAGCAUAUUAAAGUGUCUCGUGGAAUGGAGCAGAGAACUUUACGUUGACCCAGCAACCACUGGACUCAAUGCUACGUCCCUGGUAUCAGGUGAAGGUAGCAGGGUAAGUCUGACUGCUUCGACUCAAAGACCGUCGAACCUUUUAAGUGAUCAAAAGGUCCCUGCUAAAGGAGGAGCUGGCAUUGAAAUGACAGACGGGGGAGAAGGAGGAGGAGGGGGAGGAGGUAUUCUUGCUAGUGACAUACCCCAGCAGUUUGAGACACUGAAGCUGAGGAAAGAGACGAUGGAGAAAGGAACAAAACUAUUUACCGAUAAGCCGAAAAAAGGUAUCAAAUUCCUCCAAGAGAAAGGUCUUCUUGGUCAGUCACCAGAGGAUGUGGCUCAGUUUCUUUUCUCCGACGAUCGUUUGGAUAAGACGGCUGUUGGUGAUUACAUGGGGGAAAUUGAUGAUUUCAAUAAAAAUGUCAUGUAUGCUUUUGUCGACUGCUUUGACUUCAAUGGACUCGACUUUGUCGCUGCCCUUAGAAUUCUCCUAGCCUCUUUCCGUCUCCCUGGAGAGUCUCAGAAGAUUGAUCGGAUUAUGGAGAAAUUUGCCGGAAGAUACUGUGAAACAAAUCCAAGUCUUGAUAUAUUUGCAAGUGCUGACACAGCAUACGUCUUAGCAUUCUCAAUCAUCAUGCUUGCGACCGACCUUCACAGUUCACAGGUCAGUAAAUCCCCUGAUACUAUUGGAUACCUUUGUGAAAAGCAGAGGAGACAUGCCUACAAUCGUGAGAUGACGGUAAUGGCGGAGACUGCCCAGGCUCUAAUGGAGCACAUCAGUGACAAGCAAUCCCAAUACACGAGUGCUACCCACGUUGAACAUAUCAGACCUAUGUUCAAGAUAACUUGGACUCCUGUACUAGCUGCCCUCAGUGUUGCCCUAAGGGAUACUGAUGACCCUGAAGUUGUUAGUUUGUGUCUUGAUGGAUUCAGAUGUGCCAUUAGGAUAUCUUGUAUAUUUGGAUUAAAUCUUGAAAGAGAUGCAUUCAUUAAAAGUCUGUCAAAGUUCACUAUGCUAAUGACGUCCACUGGUAUAACUGAGAUGAAAGCUAAGAACAUUGAAGUUAUAAAGACACUCUGCACUGUAGCAUAUACUGAUGGGAACUACCUCCAGUCCUCCUGGAUUGAUGUGCUUCAGUGUAUAUCCCAGCUGGAGUUAGUCCAGUUGAUAGGAACUGGAGUAAAGACCCAAUACCUAACCUCAGGAACACUAGGGACCACAACCAAAGGAGGCAGCAGCAGCAAGGCCGGCUCUAAAGGAGGCACUUCCUCUCAGAGCAGCAGUGGGUCCAUCAAUGCAAUACUAUCAGGGACUGAUGCUAAGAAGAUUGCCAGUAUACAGGAACACGUGGAGGGGACCAGCAACCAGUCAGUGGUUGUGGCUGUGGAUCGGAUAUUCACCGGUACUACUAGACUCGAUGGGACUGCUAUAGUUGAUUUUGUUGAGGCUCUCUGUGCAGUGAGUAACGAAGAACUCUCAAGUCAGGCUCACCCGAGAAUGUUCAGCUUACAAAAGAUCAUUGAACUAGCAUAUUACAACAUGGAGAGGAUAAGACUGGAGAUGAGUAGAAUAUGGAAAGUGAUUGGAGCACACUUCAAUACAGUUGGGUGUCUGCCGAGUGAAGAAGUUUCCUUCUUUGUUGUGGAUUCUUUAAGACAGUUGUCAAUGAAGUUUGUCGAAAAGAAAGAAUUGGCGAAUUUUAGGUUUCAAAAAGACUUCCUUCGGCCAUUUGAGUACAUCAUGAAGAGAAACGAUUCUGUGACUAUACGUGAUAUGGUGGUGAGGUGCGUCACUCAAAUCAUACAGACAAAGGCUCAGAACAUAGUCUCUGGUUGGAAGAACAUAUUCUCAGUCUUUCUCUUAGCAGCUGGGGAUAGUGACCAAACCAUCGUAGAGCUGUCCUUUCAAACUACUUCUUCAAUAUUUGAGUCACAUUUUGAAGCCACCAUUGACUCUUUUCAAGAUGCCAUCAAAUGUUUAGCUGAAUUUGCCUGCAAUGCCUCAUAUCCCGACACUAGUAUGGAGGCCAUUAGGAUAAUAAGAACAUGUGCCAAGCAUGUGGCAGAAAGACCAGAGUUAUUUUUGGUCGAUGAUGCCAACACUACGGUAGGUCCCGACAGGCUAUGGGUGAAGGCGUGGUUCCCCAUCAUGUUCGAGCUCUCUACAAUCAUAUCACGGUGCAAACUUGACGUGAGAACAAGAGGACUAACGGUGAUGUUUGAAAUAAUGAAGACGUAUGGUUAUUUGUAUCAGCCUCACUGGUGGACUGAUCUAUUCAAUGUGAUCUUUAGAUUAUUCAGCUCCACCAAGACACCAGACUCUGUUAUUGAAAAGGCUGAAUGGAUGACUACCACUUGUAACCACACCCUCUAUGCUCUGAUGGACGUAUUCAUGCAAUACUUUGACACACUCUGUAGCGUUCUAUUGGAAAAGAUACUGGACCAACUAUUGUGGUGUGUCCAGCAAGAUAAUGAGCAGUUGGCAAGGUCUGGUACAAAUUGCCUUGAGAACCUUGUCGUCUCAGUCGGAUCCCGAUUCAACGAGGAGAUCUGGGAUAAGGUCUGCCAAUGCUUGUAUAAUAUUUAUAAAGUGACCGUACCUCACGACCUGUUGUCUUGGAAGCAACCUGAAGAACCUCCUGGUUUUCAUUCUUCGUCGCUUUCGAUAGAUUCAGUUCACAGUUCCCACUCUGAUGCUGUCAUUAUCAACGUAGCCCCUCAGGGUCCUCCUGUGGUAGCAAGUGAGGGAACUGAUAAAGGAGAGGCUUCAACUACUCCUGUCCCCCCUCCAUUGGUUGAUCCUCCUGUACUACAGGUCUCUAGACCAAGCACUGAUUUGACAGCUGAUACCGUUGUCACGGAGACAAAGCCACUCCCACUAGAGGUAGCUGCAGCCCAAAGUGAAGGCACUGUACUAUCACCAACAAAACCAGUUGCUGCUGAACCUGUGCCUAGUCCAUUAUCUCACAAUAGAAAUAUUACACCUGGCAGAUCAAAGUCUCCCUCCAUAGCCUCUUCAGCUAAAGGAGGAGAUGAACUGACUCCAAGGAGCUCUAGCAUUAAGAAAAAGAAAGACAAAGAUAAAGGAGGAAAGAGCAGACACAGAAAAAAAGAAGACAAGAAAACUAAAGAAGAUCGCAAAGGAUCUUCGCAGCAGAUAACAGACGAGACCUUAUCAGAAAUAUCAGUGACUAAUCCUGACACUGAUAUGACGAUGGCUAAGAGCAGGAGCCAACAACUUAGCAUCAAUACACCAGGAGACUACCCUCUCUUCAAUUCCCUCAUCAUAAAGUGCGUCGUUCAACUAGAAUUAAUACAAACGAUUGAUAAUAUUAUCUUUCAUCCAACCAUUACGAGACAGGAUGACCAGAACAUACUCCAAUCAGCGAGAGUAAUGUCUACACAUUAUCCUCUCCCUCUACCUCCCUACACUGAUGAGGGUAUGUUCCACCUCCUCUCAUCGCAGCAGCUGUUUGUCCUCCUUAGCUGUUUAGAAGAGUCCCAUCUUUUUGCUCGGAGUUUUAACUCAAACGAAUCCCAAAGAGUCAUCUUAAUGAAAGCUGGUUUCCGAGGUCGUUCGAAACCCAAUCUACUCCGGCAGGAGACCAGUAGCUUAUUGACAGCUGUUAGGAUACUUUAUAGAAUGCUUGGGGAUAGUAGCAGGGCAGACAAGUACAACGAUAUAGAGAAUCGACUUUUAGGGUUAAUCACUAGCGCAUUGACUUACUUCCUUUCUCUGUCAACUGAUGUACAACAAGUGUCAUGGACUCCUGUUCUCUUGUUGAUAUUCACUAGAAUGCUACAAAUAACCAGCGAUGAAUUUAAGCGACACAUGUCUAUAUGUUACUCGCUCCUCUGUGAGCUCCUGUCAAUCGAACUCAAAUAUGAAGUCCGUUGCUUACUGAGAAGAGUUUUUAACAGAAUAGGACAGGAGUAUCGGAUCUGCAAGGAGGUGGAGAAAGGGGAGGAGCUAGUCUGAGGGCGGGGCCUGGUUAAUCCCAGUCAAUACUAGUGCUUUUAAUAACAUGAUUUAUAAUUAUUGUUAACAUUAUUAAAUUAUUUAAAAUUUAUAGCGAUUGGGGCUGCAUUGCUGGUAUUUGUUAUUAUUAUUAUCAUUAUUAUUGUUGUUGUUGUUAUAAUUAUUUGUCCAAUAUUUUUAAGAAUAUUAGCAUUUAAAAAUAUUUUCAAUAUCCUGUGAAUUAUGUAUA
This is a messenger RNA of Amphimedon queenslandica, 5971 nucleotides long. RefSeq names its product brefeldin A-inhibited guanine nucleotide-exchange protein 1. The record is from RefSeq and is a predicted model, not a curated record. Gene Ontology annotation, biological process: regulation of ARF protein signal transduction. Gene Ontology annotation, molecular function: guanyl-nucleotide exchange factor activity. The coding region runs from base 100 to 5742 and encodes 1880 amino acids. The transcript has 39 exons. Lineage: Eukaryota; Metazoa; Porifera; Demospongiae; Haplosclerida; Niphatidae.